Molecule: messenger RNA, 570 nt
Organism: Lactuca virosa
Lineage: Eukaryota; Viridiplantae; Streptophyta; Magnoliopsida; Asterales; Asteraceae
Source: the annotation of a GenBank genome assembly
AUGCCAAACACACCAAAUAUGGAGGCUGAACAAAAGAAUUUUCUUACCAAUGAAUCUCAAGAAGAAGGAACAACAAACAACAUAGAAGGAAAGGGAAAUGAAAAAAACAUACUUGAAGAAAAGAAUGAUCAAGGAAAAGGAAAAGAACAAGAAGUUUAUAAAAGAUCAAAGAGGACAACAACUAAAACAGAGCCUUACCAAUCACCUUACAUGAGUCGGACAGUUGAAGUGAGAAAAAAAUUAGAAGCUGUUGAGAUAAGGAUUUCAAAUCCAUAUUCUCACUACAAAAGGAUCACAAGAAAACUGAAUGAAGCAAUGAAGAACUACCCACAUCUAAAGGAUUUUAAAAAAGUUGGAAUUUUCAAUUUGAUGAUAUCGUACUUGAUUGAUAAAAAACACCCAAAAGCAGACGAUUUACUAAAGAUGGAAGUUGCGAUUUUUAAACUGAAGUGGUUGACAGAAAACAACGUGAACAACAGUGGAGUUAUGUUGAUGAGACAUAUGGAAACUUUCAAGGGACAAUGGCCAAAUAACUGGGAUUCUGAGAUUAAAAAAGAUCAAAAGCAAUAG